CCACCAGAAUGACCUUCACCGCGGCAAGAGACGGGAACUUGCCAGAUUUCCUCAGCUACAUCCAGGUGGACCGGCUAGUGCCACUCAACUCCAUGACGUCAUUGGUAAUCAUGGCUUUGCUAUUUAUGAUAUACGGUGAUGUGGGAACAUUGAUCAACUACUCAAGUUUUCUCAACUCACUGUACAAUGCUGGGGUUUAUUUAGCUUUAAUUAUCUUCAGGUUUAAAACCUUCAAAAAUGUGAAGAGGGUAAUCAAGGUUCCACUACUCAUACCAGUGCUAAUGUUCCUACUGAACAUUUACUUGUUUAUCGCCCCUUUGGCCAUAAACCCACAGAUAGAGUUCGUGUAUUUUGGAGGCGGGGCUUUAGCCUUGAGUACAAUCAUUUAUCUGAUGUUUGUUCACUUUAAACUAUCACCACCAUUUUACGACCAAUGUGUGACCCAACUUCAGUUGAUCUUAAGACUUGCUCCACCAAAAAGAUUUGAAAAUAUUCAGUAAACCUGUGCCAAACAUCUGA
Molecule: messenger RNA, 519 nt
Organism: Physella acuta
Lineage: Eukaryota; Metazoa; Mollusca; Gastropoda; Physidae
Product: b(0,+)-type amino acid transporter 1-like
Biological process (GO): amino acid transmembrane transport
Molecular function (GO): L-amino acid transmembrane transporter activity
Source: RefSeq, a predicted model, not a curated record